This is a messenger RNA of Esox lucius (northern pike), 2829 nucleotides long. RefSeq names its product E2F transcription factor 4 (gene e2f4). The record is from RefSeq and is a predicted model, not a curated record. Gene Ontology annotation, biological process: regulation of transcription by RNA polymerase II. Gene Ontology annotation, cellular component: RNA polymerase II transcription regulator complex. Lineage: Eukaryota; Metazoa; Chordata; Actinopteri; Esociformes; Esocidae. The transcript is spliced from 10 exons. Gene Ontology annotation, molecular function: protein dimerization activity; RNA polymerase II cis-regulatory region sequence-specific DNA binding; DNA-binding transcription factor activity, RNA polymerase II-specific. The coding region runs from base 320 to 1498 and encodes 392 amino acids.
CUUGGCCUCACUAACCAAACCAUCCCAGCAUACCUCGCGUGUGUCCAACGGCUUUUGACCGUAUGCUCAUUGAAAUAUUGUGCAGGCCUAUUUUACAUUAUUGGGGGAAUAUCUGGACCGGAUCAUAUUGAACAACUGUACAAUUACUGUGCAAAGCAGUUUAUAUAGCUACAGCACACGUUAGCACGGAGCGUAGACUGAAAAGGGGUACCUGCUGUAGCUAGCUAGCUAGUAAGUGAGUUCGAGACUAACUUGGCUAGCGAACCGGUGAGGCAGCUAGCUAGCUACGGAACCGGACAAGACUUCUAGCUAGCUAAUCAUGGAGCUGGAGUCGGGAAGAACUGAACUUGGAGCUAUGGGAGACUCGCUUCAAACUCAAAUGCCAAGUCGACACGAGAAGAGUUUAGGACUGCUUACAACCAAAUUUGUAACUUUGCUACAAGAGGCCCAGGAUGGAGUUCUAGACCUGAAAGCAGCAGCAGAUACCUUGGCUGUGCGACAAAAGCGUCGUAUCUACGACAUCACCAAUGUGCUCGAGGGUAUUGGACUGAUCGAGAAGAAGUCCAAGAACAGUAUUCAGUGGAAGGGGGUUGGUCCUGGAUGCAACACACGGGAAAUAGCCGACAAGCUCAUCGACCUGAAGGCGGAGCUGGAUGAUCUGGACAAGCGGGAGCAUGAGUUGGAUCAACAGAGGGUCUGGGUCCUGCAGAGCAUUAAGAACGUGACGGACGAUUCGCAGAACAGCCCUAUGGCGUAUGUAAAACACGAAGACCUCUGCUGUGCAUUCAAAGGGGACACACUCCUAGCGAUCCGUGCCCCCACCGGCACUCAGCUGGAGGUGCCCUUACCGGAGCCUGUACUGAAUGGACAGAAGAGGUAUCAGGUCCGUCUCAAGAGUUCAGCGGGACCUAUUGAGGUUCUCCUGGUCAACAAGGACCCGUCGAGCCCCUCUCCUGUGGUACUGCCCGUCCCCCCCCCAGAGGACAUGCUCCAUAGCCUGCCUGUACCUGCUGCUGACACCCCAAAGCCAGCCCCCGCUGCCCCCAGGCCCCUGGCGCCUUCCUCCAAUGCUGGUCCUGCUACACUCUCACCAGCCUGCACAGCUACUACCCCCCAGGCGGUCUCUAACGCAGUGUUCAGCAGCAACACAAGCACACCGGACCUUUCCACGCCCACUACAAACACGACUACUGAAGCAACACCCACAUUGGACACCCAGACCCUCGAGUCUUCUGCGUCAUUGGAUGGCUUUUUGGCAGUCUUUGAACCAAUCAAGACAGACUCCUGUGAACUGCUGGAUUUCCCCAAAGAAAUGUCUGAUAUGUUUGACCCUAAAGAGAUCAUGAAUGCAGACCUGUUGGAGGAGUUGAUGUCUUCUGAGGUAUUCUCUCCGCUCCUCCGCCUGUCUCCGCCUCCGGGUGACCACGACUACAACUACAACCUUGAUGAAACCGAAGGCCUGUGUGACCUCUUCGAUGUCCCUAUUCUUAACCUUUGACCUUUAGGCCGAGUUCCCAAUAGUGCAUUAUAUGUAAGAAUCUGAGAACAUACCCUUUUCUAUGGAGAUAACUAAACUAAUGAGUAAUUCUAUUUUUUUUGGAUGCCUUUGUAUCUGUGCAAACACUUGUUUUGAUGUCAGACCCCCCCCCCCCCAACUGUUCCCCUAAACAUUGGAAGGAAAUGUUGUAGGGUGCAGUGGCUCCAUGUCAGAUGGGGAGACGAAGAAAGAUUGUCCUCUGAACUGAUCUCUCAGGUGAAAUGUCUCUAAUUCAUGCUGAGCUGUGAUUUUAAGUCCUCUCGUCCGUCCACGUUCGAAAACGUGUCUCACACCCUGGCAACAGUUUGGAACGGACUCUGAUCGUCAUCGACACCCUGUCAACAGGCUUAGAGACACCAAAGGCAGCUGCACACACUCGGGACUGUACGCAUGAACGUGGACGCACACAGCUAAUCAAAUAUGCACUGUCGUUCUGUAUAUAGAAAAUAAAUAUAUUUUGUAUUACCAGCAUUUGUGAAGUUAAAUGUGUGAUGAACCAUGUAUGUAAUACAGUGAGGCGGCAGUUCACCAGAAUGGCAGAUUGAAGACCCAACGUUUAGAAAGGUUUUAGGUGUAGGGCUUUAGAUUGUGGCCUCCGUGCCAUAUUCUGUCAUCAGGUUUUAUUUCUUAUCCUUUUAGCUCACUUCACAACGUUGUCUUGUUUUGGUCUAUUACAUUUGUAAUUGAAUGACUACAUUCUAUUCAGUUUAUAUGAGUGUACCUAGAAUAAAUUGUUUAAUGUAUAUUUUUGUUACAGAUACAAUCACUAGUUCCUAUGAAGUAUGCUAGCGCUAUUGUCCUAGUAGCUGUGGCCCUCUUGUCUGUGCCCAUUAGAAACAGGUUCUGAAUGUACUUUAUGAAAAUAACAAUUUUCUCUGUGUGAGAGUAUUUGUUUUUAAGUUCGCCCUGUCCAUUCUUGUUUUCUUUUGUUCCCUUGUACUAUAGAAUAGCAUUUAUUUUUUUAUGGCUGUCAUGUUACCAAUUUGGGAUUUAGGUGUAUAAAAUAUAUUCACAAAUGAUCAUCUGUAUCAAACUGUUCUCGCGUCAUUGCACUUUACACCACUCCAACCAGGUUGGAUAGCGCCACCCUUCUGGGUUGUGGGGGAUGUGGUCAGUUCUCUGAAGCCUUUCGUUGUCCGGGGAAUUCAGACAUGGUCUGCUUACAUGUAACAUUGGAUAUGUGUUUGGAGGCUCAGAGGAUCUACGGUGUCAUAGCAUUUGUAAUAAUAGUUUCAUGAUGACUUAACUAUUGCAUCACCAAUGAAAGGAAUUAAACAAAACCUGUUUUUACU